AGAGGCGGGGUUGAGAGCUCUGAACCGCGGCGGAUUUCCUCCAAGGCAUCGAAAACCGAGUCCGUUUCUUUUAUUGCCGCCGCCGAUUUGACGGAUUUCCCGCCCUCUCACGGUUCACUGUUCUUCAACUCGUCCUCCAUGGCAACGUGGAGCCGUGAAGCUGUGCUAAACCUUUAUCGUGCACUGUUGCGGCAGGGACGUGGCUUGCGCUAUACUGAUCGUGAUUUCUAUCUCAGCUCGAUCCGGAAAGAAUUUCGCAAGAACCAGCAUCUUACUUCCCCAGAAGAUAAAGAGCGACAUCUUAAAAAGGGCCAGGCCUUUUUGCACAGCAAACUUGGAGGGCUUAUUUAGGAAAUUCUUUUUUUUUCUUGUCAUAUAUUUCUUUCCUUUUAUUUUCUUUAAAUUAUUUAGUAUUUUGAACUGGAUGGUCAAUAUCAGAAGUCUGCUGCAAAUCUGUAAAAAAAAACCUCUCCAAAGUAUCCCACAUAUAUCCCUGGGAGCAUUUCUCCCUUUUUGCAGAUGCAUUAAGCCUCAGGAGCAAUGGCAGGCUCUGGAGAGCGCAAAGGAAAGAAGGAUGACAACGGGAUUGGCACGGCUAUUGAUUUUGUGUUGUCCAAUGCUCGACUUGUACUGGGAGUGGGAGGUGCGGCUAUGCUGGGGAUUGCUACCUUGGCUGUCAAACGGAUGUAUGACAGAGCAAUCAGUGCUCCAGCCAGCCCCACCCAUUUAAGCCAGUCAGGAAAAAGAAGCUGGGAGGAACCAAGCUGGCUUGGGUCAUCAUCACGAUUACUGAACCAAGACAUGAAGACAAAUUUUAGCCGUUCUCUGCAGACCCUGCCCACAGAUGCUUCAGAUUUUGAAAUAGAUUCAGUCAAACCUAUGAAGCAUAAAUCACCUGCUAAGAGAAGCCAGGUGGAAUUGAAGAAAUCCCGCCUUCGGAUGUCCUUGCAAGAAAAACUAUUUACUUAUUAUCGGAGAAAGGUGGCUAUCUCUGUAGAAGAACAGAUCAAAGCUAAGCAAGCUGCUGUGGAUAUCUGUGCUGAAUUACGCAGUUUCCUCCGUACCAAAUUGCCAGACAUGCCUCUGCGUGAGAUGUAUCUGAGUGGUAGCCUCUGUGAUGACUUACAGGUUGUGACAGCUGAUCACGUUCAACUUAUUGUUCCUCUUGUGCUAGAACAGAAUUUAUGGUCAUGCAUUCCAGGUGAAGAAACCAUUAUGAACAUCCCUGGCUUCUGCCUAGUACGUCGGGAAAACCCAGAGUAUUUUCCUCGUGGUAGCAGUUAUUGGGACCGCUGUGUAGUGGGAGGUUAUCUUUCCCCCAAAUCUGUAUGUUGUACCUUUGAGAAAGUAGUGUCUGGCUCCAUCAAUUGGCCAGCAAUUGGAUCCCUCCUAGAUUAUGUGAUCCGUCCAGUCGCACCCUUAGAAUCUCUGACUUUGGAGGUCCAGUAUGAACGGGAUCUGCACCUCCUAAUAGACUUUUUACCAUCUGUGACACUAGGUGAUUCUGUAUUGGUAGCCAAGCCACACCGUCUGGCCCAAUAUGAUAAUCUGUGGCGACUCAGCCUUCGGCCAGCAGAGACAGCUCGCCUGCGGGCCUUGGACCAAGAUGAUUCUGGUUGCCGUUCUUUGUGCCUUAAGAUCCUCAAGGCCAUAUGUAAACUGAACCCAGUUCUGCAUCGUCUUUCUGCCAGCCAGCUUACCAAUGUAAUAUUACACCUGACCCAAGAAGAAACUGAUUGGUCACAAGAUGCAAUAGCUGACCGUUUUCUUCAGGCAUUGAGAAAACUAAUUGGCUAUUUGGAAGAAGGAAUUCUUCCGAGUGCUUUAAAUCCCAAGGUGAACUUGUUUUCAGAGCUUACUACUGAGGAAGUAGAUGAAUUAGGCUAUACUCUGUACUGUUCACUUUCAGAACCAGAACUUCUGCUGCAAAUAUAACCGCUGCCUUAAGUAAUACAUUGCUCUCCCGUCUCAACCUUCCUACAUGUGUUGAUGAACACCUAUACAGAUACUAUACGGUUAUAGCCCAUUGUUCAUCACCUUUGCUCCCUUUUUCCUUUUGUCUCUUAGCCUGCUGUUAGUUUAGAGCAGGGAAGGAAAUCAUAUCUGAGGCAAGAAUUAGAAGAAUCCAGUAUCUCUUGCAUUCCAACUAUUUUAAAAAUCACAAAAAUAUUUUUGUUAUAAGGUUGAAUAUAUAUACUGUAUGUAGCUUUAAGCAACUAUCCCUGUGACAGUAAGAUGCCAUUUUGAUUUUUUUUUCACUUUAGUGUCUUUUAACUCUUAUUUCCUACAAAAGCAAUGAUGAAUUGGGUUUUUCCUUUGAAAGAUGUAAAAAGGGAUUUAAGUCAAUUUCAUGAUAAGGCUGAUAACACAACAAAUUGCCACUGCAAUCAGUGCAAAAUCCAAGCUGAAAUAAACAUGCUUGUUGUUUCUUUCUGUUGAGGGCUAUAUGCUUUGCAUACUUGUGUUGGUGUUAGGCAGCUGUAAGAAUUUUCCUGGAAAAUUCAAUUUGAAAACUUAGCAUUUUAAACUUACAAGUAUUCACUUAAAUGGUAUGUGACAACUUCCUACUGGCAGGUUUAGUUUUUAGCUCAAAGUCUG
Pseudonaja textilis is the source of this 2598-nucleotide messenger RNA. Lineage: Eukaryota; Metazoa; Chordata; Lepidosauria; Squamata; Elapidae. The record is from RefSeq and is a predicted model, not a curated record.